Molecule: messenger RNA, 2202 nt
Organism: Vitrella brassicaformis
Lineage: Eukaryota; Vitrellaceae
Source: the annotation of a GenBank genome assembly
CGUAAACCAGGAUUCGGCUACAUAGAUAGUUUACUGCAUGAAGGCGAAGUACCAAAAAAGCAGCAAAGAGCACCGGAUUCGACACAUCCACAGAGAAAGAGUACAUACAUGUAGCAGCAAGUCGGUCAGUCAGGCUGCGGGCAUUUAGUCGACGAGCCAGUGCAUGGGCCUGUUGUCGAAGAGCCUCAGCCUGUCCAGCCACAGCUCCCCAGUCAUGCUGUCUUCACGAUCAGAGACAAAGUUCCACAGAGGCCAGUUACGAGCUAUGUUCUGCAGCACCUUCAUAUCUGAAGACACACACACACAACACAUGUGCAACAGGACAAAGCACACAUCAAUCGAUCCAGCCAGGCCAGAGACACCAUCCAUCUCUUUUUCCUACUUGCAUUCGGCAGGGCCUUUUCGUAGUCAAGUAUGCUCCUGAAAUACCCCCCCCAUCUCCUGUACUGCCGCUGCGAGUUCAGCAGUGGGUAACACUGGCUAGACAGCCCCCCGCUCUCGAACAGCCACAUGACGCAUUCAUCGUGGCUGCCGCAGAACAGCCGGCAGUCAUCCCUGCCCGCGGCAUCAGAGAGGCGAGCCAACAUGCGAUUUAGCACAUCGGGAGUGACGACGCCUGUGAAUCCGGGCAAAGGCAACGUGUCUCGCAGGAGAGGGGGUGCUGCGACCGUCACGUUGCUGGACAUGGGGAUGUGCGGUCUCCUCUCCUCUGGCCUCAGGAUCAUGACCUUUUUGUAUAUCUCUGUGCCCUCUUCUGUCUGCCUUCUGGCGCUGAUGGGGUUGGCCAAAGCAAAGGUGUCGUCCUCGCCGUAGAAGGCGCACUCAGAGUAGAUGCCGUUCGGCCGGAACCUGAAGCCUCGGCAACUCAUGACGGCUGGCGCAUGCUGUAGGUAGCAUAUCCGGGCGCAUAUCUGGCGCAUUUGCCUUUCUUCCUCGGUCGACGAGUCAUCGAUCGCCCCAGCGCUUGACGAGAAGAAGCCCGUGCGGGCGGCCCUCACCUUGCUUGCCUUGCGAUAGAAGACGGUGGUGCCCUUGAGCGUCUUGCACUCCACCCACGCCUGACCCCCGCCACAUUUCCUCCUGCACGAAUGGCUGUCGUGCUCGCCUCCCUCCGAGGUGUGAUUGGUGAGGGGAAGAUACCCGGACGAGCCGAGAACGUCCCGCACACCCUGGCUCAGGAUGCGAUCUCGAACGUACAGUGCCGUGUCUCCGUCCUGCCCUGGCGGCCUCGCGUCUGUCGGCAGCCGACGGAAAGCCACACGGGGCGACAGAGGUGACUCCUUGGUGACUGCCACGUCAGGUGUGUCGGCACUCUGGCGGAAAUACAGGCACAGGUCGCCUCGGCUGAGAGUUGCCGAGGGGUGGAAGUUGUCGGCGAGAUGGUCGGCACACCCCUUGAUGGCCUGCAGGAUCUCGACGGUAAAAUCGGCGAAGUUUGAGGGCUCCCCAACGGUGCCGUUGUGGCCGAUGGCGCCCCGGACGCCUCUGAUCUUGAGUGGUGGGCCCUUCUGCUGCAGAGUGAAUUGCCCGAUGCUCAACGGAACUGUAGGCGGGUCAAAGACCACUUCGAACGCCCAGGGAGCAAGAGGGCCGACACCAUUCCUGAAGGGAAUGAGACAGGAACAUGGAAAGCAUCAUGCAGUGCAGUGCAGUGCACUGCAUGCAGCGUGUACCUGAUGCCCAGCUGGAUUUGCCAGCAGGGAGGGUCGCUGCCGGCCUCUGCACAGCCUGUGCAGUUGAGCACCAGCUGCAGCUCCUCGGUCAUGUUGCAGCAGUAGGUCCCGUUCAGCAUCGUGAAGUCAGCCUCCUUGCAAUACGUCAGCUGCCACCCAUCCAGAGUGUCGCCAGGCUGCGACGACAUGACCAAGUCAUACUGCCCGUCGAAACUCGCCAGAGUGGUCAGCGGGGCGUUGGGCGGCAAAAAGCCGCCGACCACCAGCUCACGAGAGAUGCGGAAGUACCGCAAGCAGUCCUCUGUUCUCUCGCCCUCACACCGUCUGUUGCACACUUGUGUUGCAUUGACAGCGGCUGGCCGGGCGUGUUGGACGACGAUUUGGGGGAAGGCGAGAGGCAGUGGGACGGAUGACGGGGGAAAGGGGAGGGCGGGAAGAGGGGGCACGUACUUGAGCAGCAGCACAACAGCCAACCCAAUAGAGAAAUGCACCAUUCUUUUUUUGGGAGGGGAGGGAAAGGAGAUGAGCC